UCAGGGACCGGAGCGAUGGGACAAGGGGUGAUGGGUUCAAACUGGACCAGGGGAGGUUGAGGUUGGAGAUAAGGAAGUUCCUCUGGAAUGGCUUGAACGGGGAAGCUGCGGCUGCCCCAUCCCUGACAGUGUUCAAGGCCGGGCUGGAGCAACCUGCUCCAUGUGAGGUGUCCCUGCCCAUGGCAGGACGCUGGAGCUGGAUGAUCUUGAGCUCCUUUUCCAGCCCAAACCACAGGGAGGCUUUGAGGCUUCCACACACGCGUUGCUGCUCCAGGUAGUAGCGAGGUGAGGAUGUGCUGGGGCUGCGUGCGUGGGGCUGGGCAGGUUCCACCCUCCCCAGCAGCACCAGUGCUGGUCCCACUGGUCAGACUGGCUGCUCUGCCGGCCUCUCCCAGAGCACUUCCCUCUGAUCACCGGCCGGUGUUGGGAAUGCUGUUGGGAAUGCCGGGCUCUCAGAGUGAAGGGAGCCGGAUGCUCCGUCACUUCUCUUAACACCGUGUUGUUCUCACCCCGCAGCCCCUGUCCCUGCUCCUGCCCCAGCGCCAGGUACUGGGGACCCUCUUUAACCCCUUGUGUGGCACCUUAACCGGAGUUUGCUGUUUGGGGGGGGCAGGGGGUGCAGUUACAUUAACCCUUAACAGCCUGCGGGGGGGGGCAGGUCACUGCAUGGAGCCAGGAUUCGGGAUCCUGUGUCCCACAGGGCUGGAGGGGGCUCUGCCAGAGCAUUAGAUUGGACUUGGAUUCCAAUCCUCAGUGGAUCCUUGUCCCUCCCCAGCCCAGGAUGGGAUUUCCCAGCCCCUGGAGCAGCGCUGGGGGUCUGGCCAGGCCUCCAUGGAGCUUGUGGCAACCCCUUUGGGAGGGAAGAGCCAAGGGCAGAGCCCAGCGUUCCCGGUGUUCAGUGCCAGGCUUUGAGUGGGGGAACCUGGGGGGGGGCAGAACUGAUCCUGGCCUCGGGGUUUGGGUGCUGCUGCUCCUGUGCUGGUUCCUAGAAGGGGAUGAAGGUCCCGUCUGUGCUGGUGCAUUGGGUGAUGCUCCUUUGCUGGGGGGGGGCUGAGGCCAUGCUGCUUCUCCCCCCCAUGCUCCCUUCUCUCAUGGGUUCACUCUCUUUCUCUCCUGUAGCUGUUCCUCACGCUGCUCCCUCCCCAGCCCAGGCUCUCCCAGCAGAGCUGCCCAGUCCCACCACUGCUCUGCUGGCCCCCCCGGGCCCCCGGCCUCCCAUUUCCCCCCCUGUGGUCCCGGCUGCGGCCAUCCCCGUGUUCUCUGUCCCCCCCCAGCUCCCUGCCCCAGCUCUGCCGGGCCCGGUCACCGUUCCCCCUCCUCCAGCUCAGCCGGCCCCAGCAUCUCCAGGGCCUGCCCCAGUUAACCCAGUACCUCCAGUGGCCCCUGCCCUGGCUGCUGCCGUCACAGUGCCCCCCUCCGUGAGGCCUGCUUCUCCCCCCCCAGCGCUCUCCUCCUCUGUCAAAGCUGCCCCCUCCGCCACCCCCCCGAGCCCCACGGCCCCUCUCCCACCACCCCUUUCCCUUCCCCUUGUGCCAUCAACCCCGCCGGUGUCCCCCCCUUUCCUGCCUGCUCCCACUGUGCCCCCCAAGGCUGCAGCUUGUCCCCAGGGCCCGGCCCCCCCUCCCGCCAUCCUGGCUGCCCCCAGGGCCCCAUUGUCACCCCCUGGGGUGUCACCGGGGCGUCCUGCUGCUGCCCCAGCCCCUGGUGCUCCGCUCUCUCCAUCGGUUCCAGUCGCUCCUUCUCCUGCCCCGGUGGCUCCGGUUCCUGCCUCCGUGGCUGCAGCAGCUCCUGCUCUGUCCGUGCCCUCUCUGGGACCUGCCACGUCUCCCCCAGGGCCACCACCAGCAGCUGCAGUGAGUCCCGUGUCCCCAGCGGCACCCGCUGCGCCCCCGGCCUCUGUCACACCGGCGGUGGCAGCUCUGCCUGCGGCUAAAGCGGCUCCCGGGAGCCUGCUCCCUGCUCCCGCAGCCCCAGCAAAGGCAGCUCCUGCUGCCCCUCCUGCAGCCAAAGCAGCUCCUGGGAGCCCAGUCCCUGGUCCCUCAGCUCCUGCAGCCCCAGCAAAGGCAGCUCCUGCUGCCCCUCCUGCAGCCAAAGCAGCUCCUGAGAGUCCUGUCCCUGCCACCUCCCUGCCUGUCACCCCUCCAGUGGCAGCUCCUGCCCCUCCUGCAGCCAAAGCAGCUCCUGGGAGCCCGGUCCCUGCUCCCUCAGCUCCUGCAGCCCCAGCAAAGGCAGCUCCUGUGAGCCCUGUCCCUGCUCCCUCAGCUCCAGCAGCUCCUGCCCCUCCUGCAGCCAAAGCAGCUCCUGAGAGCCCUGUUCCUGCUUCACCACCUCCUGCUGCCGCUCCUGCAGCCAAAGCAGCUCCUGGGAGCCUGGUCCCUGCUCCCUCGGCCCCUGCAGCCCCAGCAAAGGCAGCUCCUGUGAGCCCUGUCCCUGCUCCCUCAGCUCCAGCAGCUCCUGCUCCUCCUGCAGCCAAAGCAGCUCCUGAGAGCCCGGUCUCUGCCCUGGCUGCUCCUCCUCCUGCUGCUGCCACGGCAGCUCCAUCACCUCCUGCAGCCAAAGCGGCUCCUGUGAGUCCUGUCCCUGCUCCCUCGGCCCCUGCAGCCCCAGCAAAGGCAGCUCCAGCAGCUCCUGCCCCUCCUGCAGCCAAAGCGGCUCCUGUGAGCCCGAUCCCUGCUCCCUCAGCCCCUGCAGCCCCAGCAAAGGCAGCUCCAGCAGCUCCUGCCCCUCCUGCAGCCAAAGCGGCUCCUGUGAGCCCGAUCCCUGCUCCCUCAGCCCCAGCAAAGGCAGCUCCAGCAGCUCCUGUGAGCCCUGUCCCUGCCACCUCCCUGCCUGUCACCCCUCCAAUGGCAGCUCCUGCCCCUCCUGCAGCCAAAGCAGCUCCUGGGAGCCCGGUCCCUGCUCCCUCGGCCCCGGCCACAGCAGCUCCUGCAGCUCCAGCUGCCCCCCCCGCAGCCAAAAAGCCUCCAAAGAGCAGCUCUGCUGCUGCUGCUGCUCCGGUGCCAGCGGCUGCACCAGCUCCAGCCACCCCCCCUGCAGCCAAAGCACCCCCCAAGAGCCCCGGCGCAGCUCCAGGAGCUCCACCUGCACCCCCAGCCCUGGGGGUUCCUGCUGCUCCCCAGAAGCCACCUCCUGAUGCCGCUGCUCCCCAGAAAGCAGCGGGUGGCUCUGCCCCUUCUCCUGGUCCCCCCGUGAAGAAGCAGAGCCCCGGUAAGGCCCCCAAGCGCCCAUCCCCCUCCAAACCCCCCACCAAAGCCCCCCCGACCAUCGACAAUGACAACGACGACGACGAGGAGCUGCCCCCCCUGAUCCCCCCCGAGCCUCCCGCUGCCGAGCCGCCGGUGCAGCCCAUCCUGAUGGAUCUGUCCCCCCAAGCAGCCGUGGCCCCCCCUGAGGCUCCUGCUCUGGCCAAGCAGCCCGGCCUCAGGAAUGACAAGGGUAUUUGUCCCCACGGUUUGCCGUGUGCAUGGAGUGUCACUGCCUGGAUACUAACCCGCAGAGAGGGGGGGCCCGGGCACCCCCAUGGCACUUGGUGUGUGUCGGUCUCUACAUGGAGGCAGGUUUGAGCCGUGCCGGAGCUGGGGGACAGGGAAGGGACGUGCCCCACGGCCGUGGGGCCGGGGCCUGGCACGGCCCGGUGGCACUAACAGCGUGUGCUCAGGGCACGGUGUGGCUUGUGGCAUGGCUCAGCCUGAGCUGGCUUCACACGGAGAGCUGCCACGUGCCUGUCCCGUGGGGUCGUGUCCAGCAGCCGGGCAUCCAGACGUGCUCCUUCAGGGUCAUUCCCUGUUGAGAAGCUGUGGGAAGGUGCAGCAGGAAUCGGGUUUGUUCCCGGCUGUGGCUCCAAGCGCUGCCUGCACCAGUUUGACACCGGAUUCACCACGCCGAGUGCGAACCUGAGCACGUGGCUCUUGCUUCUUGCUGCAUGAGGUGCAUGAAGUGACGUGUGUUUGGU
Strigops habroptila (Kakapo) is the source of this 3952-nucleotide messenger RNA. Its product is annotated as basic proline-rich protein-like. The record is from RefSeq and is a predicted model, not a curated record. The transcript has 2 exons. NCBI's taxonomy places the organism in Eukaryota, Metazoa, Chordata, Aves, Psittaciformes, Psittacidae. The coding region runs from base 996 to 3563 and encodes 855 amino acids.